Molecule: messenger RNA, 495 nt
Organism: Helobdella robusta
Lineage: Eukaryota; Metazoa; Annelida; Clitellata; Rhynchobdellida; Glossiphoniidae
Exons: 1
Coding region: 1-495 (164 amino acids)
Source: RefSeq, a predicted model, not a curated record
AUGGCUUUGUGCAAAAUCAGUACCACAUUUGGAUGUUCUACCUCAAUAAACUGCACUUCUGCUGAUGAUAACGAUGACGAUGAAGAUGUUGAUGAAGAUGAAGAUGAUGACGAUGAUGAAGAUGAUGAUGACGAUGAUGAUGAAGAUGAUGAUGAAGAUGAUGAUGAAGAUGAAGAAGAUGAUGAAGAUGAUGUUGAAGAUGAUGAUGAUGAAGAUGAUGAAGAUGAUGAUGAGGAUGAUGAGGAAGCUGGUGAUGAAAAUGAUGAUGAAGAAGAUGAUGAAGAUGAUGAUAAAGAUAAAGAUGAUGAUGACGAUGAAGAUGUUGAUGGAGAUGAUGAUGAAGAUGAUGAUGAAGAUGAUGAUGAUGACAACGAAAAAGGAGAUGACGAUGAAGGUACUGAUACUGAUGGAAUACACUCAACAACAUCCUUCCUAUUUUCAAUUUUCUCAAACAAGCGAGCUGGAUGCAGUAUGAUUCCACGGUUGUUGAGAUAG